CAGCUUCCGCUGCGCUCUUGUUUCACGCUCAGAUCGAGAGAGACGCACAGCUCGAGUUCCGAUUAUCGUCGACGCAAAGUCUUCCUCAGACAUACAGAAGAACAUUAAAAUACAAACUAUUCAACCUAAAGUAACAUUUGCGCUUCGGGGGAACCCGUUUUUUAUUCCUUUGUUCAGAGUUACACGUCUCACCGAGCGUCGAAGAGAGCCACGAGAACAGCGACACACCGGCAAACAAAGAAACUCGCUUGUGUUCGACAUCCGCCUUCAACACCCGUCAGUUAUGAGUCAUGUGGCCGUCGAGAAUGUGCACGGUCUGGACCAGCAGCUCGCUGUUCUAGACUUGAACUCCGCUGAUCAAGGAGUCCCUGGAAGGCGUUACAUUCCACCUCAUUUAAGGAAUAAAGAAGCUUCCAAAAGUGAUUCUCCCGGAGGAUGGGACGAUGGACGCAGCAAUGGCUUCGUGAACGGUAAUCAUGAAGGCCGAGACAACCGUAUGAAUGGAGGGGGCAGUUUCGGUGGCCGUGGCUCCAUGCGCAGCGACCGCGGAGGAAGAGGAGGCUUCAGAGGAUUUGGUUACGACAACAAGGAUGCCGGUGGGUGGAACGCCCAAAAAGACACGGCCUACAACAGCUUCGGCGGCCGCUCUGACCGCGGGAAAUCCUCUUUCUUCAGUGACCGCGGGUCUUCAUCCAGGGGACGGUACGAGCGAGGAGGCUUCGGCGGCGGUGGGAACAGCCGAUGGACGGACGACUCCAAAAACGAUGAAGAUUGGUCCAAACCCUUGCCUCCCAGUGAGCGCGUGGAACAUGAACUCUUCUCUGGAGGCAACACCGGGAUUAACUUUGAGAAAUACGAUGACAUUCCUGUUGAAGCCACAGGACAGAACUGUCCACCACAUAUUGAGAGUUUCCAUGAUGUAGAUAUGGGAGAGAUCAUUAUGGGUAAUAUAUCCCUGAGCCGGUACACACGGCCCACUCCUGUCCAGAAGUACGCCAUUCCCAUCAUCAAGACUAAGAGAGACCUGAUGGCGUGCGCACAGACAGGUUCUGGAAAGACUGCAGCCUUCCUGUUGCCCGUCCUGAGCCAGAUAUUCACUGAAGGACCAGGAGAAGCGCUGCAGGCUAUGAAGAACAGCGCACAGGAAAAUGGGAAAUAUGGCCGUCGUAAGCAGUAUCCCAUUUCACUGGUCUUAGCCCCCACAAGGGAGCUGGCUCUCCAGAUCUACGAAGAGGCCAGGAAGGUUGCGUACCGCUCUCAUGUGCGUCCCUGUGUGGUGUACGGAGGCGCUGAUAUCGGUCAGCAGAUCCGUGAUCUGGAGAGAGGCUGUCAUCUGCUGGUGGCCACUCCUGGACGUCUGGUGGACAUGAUGGAGAGGGGCAAGAUCGGCCUGGACUACUGCAAUUAUUUGGUGCUGGAUGAAGCAGACAGGAUGCUGGACAUGGGCUUCGAGCCACAGAUUCGGCGUAUCGUGGAGCAGGACACCAUGCCGCCCAAAGGGCUUCGUCAAACCAUGAUGUUCAGUGCCACCUUCCCCAAGGAGAUCCAGAUCUUGGCUCGUGACUUCCUGGAGGAAUACAUCUUCCUGGCUGUGGGCAGGGUUGGGUCCACCUCGGAGAACAUCACCCAGAAGGUGGUUUGGGUCGAAGAAAAUGACAAGAGGUCCUUCCUGCUGGACUUGCUCAAUGCCACAGUCGAUCCGAAUGAGGUUCAGGACAGUACGGGGGAGAACGUAGAAAAACCUGGUAAAGAAUCUCUGACCUUGGUGUUUGUUGAGACUAAGAAGGGAGCGGACUCUCUGGAGGACUUCCUGUACCGUGAAGGCUACUCCUGCACCAGUAUUCAUGGAGACCGGACCCAGAGGGACCGUGAGGAAGCGCUCCAUCAGUUCCGCUCCGGGAGAUGCCCAAUCUUAGUAGCCACGGCUGUUGCUGCUCGUGGUCUGGACAUCUCCAACGUGAAGCACGUCAUUAACUUUGACCUGCCUAGUGACAUCGAGGAGUACGUGCACCGCAUCGGGAGAACCGGUCGCGUGGGGAACCUGGGUCUUGCCACAUCGUUCUUCAAUGAUAAGAAUGGAAACAUCACCAAGGACCUGCUGGACAUCCUGGUGGAGGCUAAACAGGAAGUGCCCUCCUGGCUGGAGAGCCUGGCGUACGAGCACCAGCACAAGAGCAGCAGCCGCGGGGGGCGCUCCAAGAGGUUUUCUGGUGGUUUUGGGGCCAGAGACUACCGUCAGACCAGCAGCGGCUCCAGCGGCGGAGGAUUCGGGAACCGCGGCGCACGCAACACCGGCGGUCACGGAGGAAACCGUGGAUUUGGCGGCGGUGGAGGUGGCUUUGGGAACUUCUACAGCAGUGAUGGCUACGGAGGAAACUAUUCCCAGGUGGACUGGUGGGGAAACUAAGACUCCUCCACCUCUUCACUCCUCACAACGACCGUGGAGCACCAUGCCAAACUCACUGAAUGGAAACCACAUGUACCAUAGCCAGACUAUAUACCCUGUGUAGCUUUGAAGAACUUUGCAGUACAUUACCAGCUGUGAUUCUCUGACCACAUCUGGAGAAGCUCGAGCUCCGUGGACACGGGGACGCUGGGAUAUCUGGAGGUUCGACUGUAGCAGGACACGGUCUCGUGCCGAAGGGGAACGGAGGCAGCAGUUUGCUUUAGAUUUCUUGGACUCUAGUUUUCCACUACAUCUCAUUUCUUUAUACUAAAUGAGAAACGUUUAUGUACUGUGCCUUUACAUUUAGACUCGCUGUGUUUUGUUUGUCUUCCGUUCUCCUUUUUAAAUGUCUGGCUGACAGUUGUUUUCCCCUCUCACUCUUUUUUUUUUCUUUUUUCCCGCUCUAAUUAUUUGUUUGGAUGGUAUAACAAAAGCUUAGAUGUAAUCAAACCUUGGCAAAGUCUGAGAUGGUCUGUCACAACCUCAUUUUGAACUGAAAUUUUGUAUGGGGUCACCUGACCCCCGUCGAUUGGCUUGAGUUCUCUUGUGUGGUAAAUCUAUCACAAGGGAGUGAAAAAUGCUGAAUGUUGGAAAAGAUCUCGCUCACUCUAUCCUGGACAGGCAUCAAUAAUAGAGAUGGUAGUCUUCUGAGAAAGAAACCAAGCCAUUCCAGUGAAUUCUCUUAAAUUAGGAUGUUGUGAUGAACCGCGUCUGCCUCCCGCCGCACAGCUAGUUCAGAACCGUAUGCUAGCUGUUUAGCGCUGUUUUAUUAACCUUUUUCUUGAACCGUCAUGGAGGUAGCAAUUGGAUUAGUUUUUCUUCCUUCGAAUCCAGUCUUGAAGUAGAUUAACGGUGGGCUGGUGGCAGUGAAGUGUUCUAACGGCUGCUCUAGAACCGUGAGGUCAGAGCCCAGCCCGUCUCUGGAGAAUCCGCAUGCUAGUGUUCGUGUGUUUUGGUCAAGGAGAUUUUCAAACCGAUUUCUGCCGCAGGCUUUAACGUUCAUUACAAGAAACAUUUGUUCACUUUUUUUGUUUUUUCUCUUUUUCAAGCUGCGUUAAAUUCCGAAAGACAUCCUCGGCUUUACUCUUGAGACACGGCUCGCUCGUGACCCCCGGCUCUUCGAGAGGACUGGGGUCAGCAGAAUUCGGUGUACACCACGGGAACCGCACCAAACCAGCUGCAGGGGUGUGGUUUGGUGUAAACCAGACUCUUAUUGGUUGGUUUGUAGUGGAGGAGGUUUCCAUGGCAUCCUGGCCAAAGACAGGGUUCUUUCAAACUCCCGCGCGCCCUUAAUAGUGCACUACUGAUGAGGGCGAGUGGGAUGCGUUUAACUGAAGUGCAAUAGAUUUACUCUCAAGCGUGUUGUGCCUUUUGACAUGAAUUUGGAAAAGGUGACCUGAAGCAGAUGCGUGGACAGUAUUGAGGUGACUUGAGAGCAGUGGUGCUACUUAAGCCCAUCCAGUUUUACAAAAGUUGUUUUAUUGCACAUCUAGGGUUUUAUAUAAGUGUCUUGAGUGCGUGUCCUUAAGCUUCUGAAUAUUGUGUGUGAAGAUUGUGAAAACGCAGCUUGUUUACAAAAGGGGAAGGGUUCUCCAAUCGUUAACCAGGAUUGAUUUGGGACCAGCAGUGGGGAAUUUAGCUAUUUGCACAGAUUACUAGAUUCUACUUUUGCUGCUAGUUUGUGUAAUUUAUUAAGCAUUUUUGACAAAUAUUUAUUUUUAUAAGCCUAAAAGUGAUAGUUUCAAGAAACUUGACCAAAAGACAGUACAAAAACACUGGCACUUGAAUGUUGAAUGUCACCCGUAUGCGUGAAACUUAUAUUUUUCGGGGUAGUGUGAGCUUUUUAAUGUUUAAGGUCAUUUUGGACUCCACGUCUGUAAUUGGUAUCUCUGACGAAACGAAUCGAUCCAAUCAGUCAAACUCUGAAUUGACGGCCCAAAUUUGAAAGAAACACAAACAUGCCAAGGUUUGGAAAAAGUUACAGAAAUAUUUUUGUAAACGUGUAUCAGUGCAAAGUGUUCAGAUUCUCCAGUUCUUUUGUUUUUCAAUUCAAUUGUUUUUCUUUUUUUUUUGAACCCCCAGUGAAUGUCUGGCACACGGCAAUCUUAAGUAACAAAAACAUGUGGUUAUUCUCUUGUUGCGUUUGAAUAUUUGGGCUCUGGUGCUGGUGUUCUCUCACAGGUUUGGCUGAAGAUUCAGUCUUAAUUACAGAAGCAGUUAUGGGUGAAGUGUUUAAAGCAUGCAAUGAAAGGCUUUUAAUUGACCAAAUCAUGUGAUGGAACAUCACCAGAGCCCUUAGAGUUAGAGUAUUUGCUUUAUGUGCUAGUUUAGAGGCUGUGCACUGCACGAAAAAUAAAAUGUGUUUAUUGUAUGAUUUUACCAAAUUAAAGUUGGCAAUUGCAAAUAUA
Molecule: messenger RNA, 4854 nt
Organism: Carassius auratus (goldfish)
Lineage: Eukaryota; Metazoa; Chordata; Actinopteri; Cypriniformes; Cyprinidae
Product: putative ATP-dependent RNA helicase an3
Exons: 19
Coding region: 284-2407 (707 amino acids)
Molecular function (GO): RNA helicase activity; ATP binding; nucleic acid binding
Source: RefSeq, a predicted model, not a curated record